UGCCGUAAUGGUGUUUGGGGUUUGUGAAGAGGUAAAUUAUCUUAAAAUAAAAAAGUGAAAAUGUUACCAAAAAAUUAUUAGAUAUUGGAUUAGAUUAAAUAUUAAAGUGCUCAGAACAAUAGGAAGUUCCACAUUUAUGUCAUAAUUUGGAAAUAAUUAUGAUGGAGAGAAUUGUGGCUUCUUCAAAAUGGUGGGUGUUUGUUUUUUGGUUAACAUAAUAGUUCUGAUAAGUUUAUGUUUGGCUAAACCAAGAGACUGCCCAAAGAUAUGCUCAUGUUUAGGAUCGUAUGUAGACUGUUCCUCGAAGAAAUUUGAAACCAAUUCCCUCAGUAUACCAAAAUGGGCAACGCAUUUGAAUUUGCAAAACAGUUCAAUAAAGAAAUUAACUGAUGUUAAUUGGAAACAUCUCUCUGCGUUAAAAGAGCUUACUUUAAACAAGAAUGCCAUUUCUUCCAUCCCAAAAGAUGUAUUUCAGUAUCAAAGUCAGUUGAGGAUACUGGAAUUAAAUCGCAAUAAUAUACAAGUGAUUGAAGCUUUAAAUUUUAUAACUCUUGAACAUUUAAGCACAUUGAAGUUAAAACGAAACUACAUAAGAGAACUUAAGGAUGGUUCUUUUUAUGGUCUCAAAGAAAUUGACAAAUUGUUACUGGAUUUCAAUUCUUUAAAAGUGAUAUCAAAAACCUGGUUAUAUGGUUUAGAAGCUUUGAAAGAGCUUUCUAUCAGUCACAACUUUAUUGAGAAAAUUGAACAGGAUUCAUGGGAAUUUUGCAAAACGCUGGUAUUACUGGAUCUGUCUUUUAAUAAGCUGACAUCCAUUGAAUCAGAUACAUUUAAAAAUCUUGACCACCUUCAGAAACUUUCUCUAAAUAAUAAUAAUAUCUCGGUUAUUAAUGAAAAAGCUUUUUUCCAUCUACCAAAACUAAAAUUUAUAAAUUUAAGUAAUAACAAAAUUGGUUGGACUGUAGAGGAUGCCUUUGGGGUCUUUCAAGGUCUUAAUUCCUUAAUGAAGUUUCAUCUUGCUGGCAAUCAGAUCAAGUCUAUAAAUGCAAAUGCUUUUGUAGGAGUAAAGAAUGUUACUUAUCUUAAUCUAUCUAACAAUAAUAUUACCUCAAUUCAAAAUAAUGCGUUUGCCGAACUACCAAUGUUAAAGGAGCUGGUAAUAAAUACUACUAGCCUGUUAUGUGACUGUAAUUUGAAGUGGUUUUUGGACUGGCUUCUUCUCAAGCAACUAAAAGUACAAGCUCUCUAUUGUUCUUAUCCAGCUUGGCUUAGAGGUCAAUCAUUACUUGAAGUAACAAGUAACUUCACUUGCAAUGAAUUGCCAAAACCUCGACUAAUUGAAGAACCUGAUGCAGCAAUAAUGGCAUUAAAAGGAGAAAAUAUAACCCUAAACUGUAAAGCGAUGUCCAGUUCGUCAGAUCGAAUGAAAUUCACUUGGCGUAAAGACAAUGCUGAACUUAUGAAUCCUAACAGUGAAGUAAAGUCCAGAAUCUAUUCUGACGGAAAAUCAACAGAAACAACAUCCAAACUGCAUUUAAUAAACAUUGACAAUUAUCAUGCUGGAAAGUACCAGUGUGUGGUGAGCAAUAGUUUUGGUACCACAUAUUCCCAAAAGUCAACUAUAUCUGUACUUGUGUACCCUGUUUUCACUAAAGUGCCGAUGAAUUUAACUGUACGUGCUGGAGAAACUGUUAAAUGGGAAUGUUGUGCCACUGGUGAUCCAAAUCCACAAAUAACAUGGCAUAAAGAUGGAACUGACUUUCCAGCUGCUAGAGAACGAAGAGUGAAUGUAAUGCCCUCAGAUGAUGCCUUUUUUAUAGUAAACACUAAGCCAGUUGACAUGGGUGUGUAUAGCUGCACAGCACAUAAUGCUGCUGGCAUGAUCUACGCAAAUGCUACCCUUGUUGUUGAGGAAAAACCAUCAUUUAUUAAAAAAAUGAUGGAUAAAGAAGUUUAUGUAGGUGAGCAUGUUGUACUGCAGUGUCUUGCAAAAGGAUUGCCAAAGCCAACAAUAACAUGGUUGAAAGAUGGUGAUUUAAUUAUACCAACAGAAAGGCACUUUUUUAUUCAUGAUAAUCAAAUGGUCAUUAUUGUGGAUUCUGUUCAAUCAGAUUCUGGAAAUUACGAGUGUCAUCUAAAUAAUUCAAUAGGACAAGAAAGCGGAAGGUGUAGAAUUGUUGUCAAAUCAAACAACACCGAUACAAGCAACCUAAUGGGAAUUAUAGUAAUUUCAGUAGUCUGUUGCGCAGUUUUGACAUCUAUAAUCUGGGUAGUAAUUAUCUACCAAACGAGACGCAAAAUUACAAACCCGGUCAUCCAGACAGAAAUGGAGGAACUUCCUGAAUUAAAUGAUAGCACUCACAUGCAUCAACUGCAACUGCAACGAAGUUCAGAUAACAUUUCGGACCAAUCUUCGUGUAAAGACAGCGGUACGGGGGAUUCUGCUAAACGUAGUAACGACAAUUUAGCUCAAGAAGAGCUUACCUUUGUUACUAACAACCCUGAUGCUGCCAACACUAGCUCAGAAGCGAAUAACUCGCAAGCGCCAUUACUGCACUACCCUACGAACCAUAACAGGAUUUCAAUUGUAGAAUCCAGUCCGCCUGAAAAGGCUUUAGAUAGUUAAGGUAAUACUAAUACUUGGGCCAGUAUUUGAACGUACAAUUAUGAUAAAAGUAUUAAUAUCAACCCGCCUUUACUUAGUUUAUAGCGGAAUAUAGUUUCAUAAGUUGUUUAAGUUAGAUAUUGUAUUAAAUAUUUUAUUUAUCUACUAGUUGGUUUACCAAUUUUUGUGUUCGGUUAUGUUCUUUCCCACAGGUUAUCUAAUAUUUCUUCUGAAUGAUUCUGCUUAUGGUUUGCUUUACACAUAACCAAACUUAUAUGGAAUCAUCUGGUAUUUCUUAUUACUUAGAGCGAAUUUAAAAAAAAAAAAGACAAGAAAUGAGGGCAACAGUAUCAAAUUAAGUUUCUUUUUUGAGGAUUUUCUUGAAGAAAAAUGAAUAAACCACCUCAUCACGAACUGGAUCUGUGAACCUUGUUUAUUUAGCCAAAUCGUAGGCGGAAAAGACAAAUCGCAUCUCAGCUCAAACAGUGUCAUAAGUCGAAAAAACAAAGUAUCGAGAAAACGACGUAUAAAAUGUGUGCUAGAACUGUUCCGAGUUUAAUUCAAAAACUAUUAAAAUUAGUAUAAUAACUAUUUUAUUCAGUUACAAAGAUUUUUAAAGCUAUACAAAAUAGUGUAUUAAGGGGCUAUCCUAAUGUAAAAGUACGAAAUUCAUAUACUUUUUUGGGAAUUUCUAAAAUAAAAAGUAGUAUACCAAUUAUUUUGAAAAUUUGCAUGAGCAUUUAUCAUAAAAAGAAGUAUAUCUAAAACAAUUUUCAUAAAAAAAUGUUGAAAAUUAAACAAUUUAUGCGCCAUCUACAGGCACCAUGAAAAUAAAAACAUAGGUCCACUGCUGCAUUGAUUGGGACUAAUAGAGAAUCUGAAAAAUAAAAUUUCAAAGUGAUUAUCGAAAUAUAAGUUACUUCCUAUACCAUCAACUAGGAUUUUUGAAAAAUAUUAAAAUUUGGAAAAAUGACGAAGUGUCGAAAAUGUUUUUUAAAACUAGCUAAAACAUUUUCAGUUUCAAAAACCACCAAAUUGACAUCAUUCAUCCGAUCAAAAAACCCGUAGUUGAUGGUAUAGAAAAUAACUCAUAUUUAAAUAAUAACUUUGAAAUUUUAUGUUUCAGGAUCUGUAUUAGUCGCAAUCUCUGCAGCAGUGCAGCUAUGUUUUCAUUUUGACGGUGCCAGUAGAUGGCGCAUAAACCGUUUAAUUUUCAAUAUUUCUUUAUGGAAAUUGUUUUACAUGUACUUCCUUUUAUAGUAAAUGCUCAUGCAAAUUUUCAAAAUAAUUCGUACAGUACUUUUUAUUUUAGAAAUUCCCAAAAAAGUAUAUGAAUUUCGUACUUUUACACUAGGAUAGCCCCUUAAGCCUGCUAAUAAGUACUUGGAAAAAUCAGAAUAGAGCUACAAAGAAACAGGAAAGAAGACCCUGUUGAAUGUGAGACAAGAAUAAAGGUAGAACAGCUACGAGACUUGUCAACACGAGAUCUA
Diabrotica virgifera virgifera (western corn rootworm) is the source of this 4095-nucleotide messenger RNA. Its product is annotated as leucine-rich repeats and immunoglobulin-like domains protein 2. NCBI's taxonomy places the organism in Eukaryota, Metazoa, Arthropoda, Insecta, Coleoptera, Chrysomelidae. Bases 188 to 2626 code for a protein of 812 amino acids. Gene Ontology annotation, molecular function: protein binding. The transcript is spliced from 10 exons. The record is from RefSeq and is a predicted model, not a curated record.